AUGGCUACGCGGCGAACAGCUGAUUAUGGCAGUCUUCCUACUGAACCACUGCAAGUUUAAUGGCUGUAAUUUAUCGUUUCCGAAUUUAUUAGAGCUCAUCCAACACAUUGAGGAGAUACAUAUAGACCCUGCUACUGAGGCCGUUCAAGAAAGCCAGCAACCAUCAUGCCUUCCUUUAAGUUCUGUAUUGAGGUUUUUCAGUCCAAGUGUUCCUCGUUCUACUCCACGGAAGCACCUUCUUAGCAACAGAACAUCAGUGGGUCCACCUGCUAAAAUUGCGAAACUGUCAAACCAUAAAACUGUUUCUCCUCCUCCCAUUACAACCACUACAAGUAAUGGAGGAGGAUCACUCCACCUGUCAUCGUUACUGGUUUCUUCUGCUAAGAAUAUGAUGGGUAGCUCAAGUGUUGGAGGUUCAAGUGUUGGAGGCUCCAGCGUUGGGACUCCAUCCUCCACACGAGAGAGCACUCCCGUCAGCGCAGUCAGUAAUAGUCCUCCAGUGAGUGAUUGUGAAGAAAUGCUGUUAAGUGAAAAUGAAGAUAGCAAUGAUUCGUGGACCACACAAGAUGAAAUUCCUGCAGAGCUUAUUAUAAAACUGGCAAGCAAAGGACACACUGGUGGAAAUGGUGAAGAAAAGCCUUAUGUUUGUCCUGUUGUUGGGUGUCGAAAGCGAUACAAGAAUGUAAAUGGCAUAAAGUAUCAUGCAAAAAAUUCUCAUAAAAAAGACAGCAAAGUGAGGAAACCAUACCGCUGUUACUGUGGGAAGAGCUACAUAACAAAUCAAGGAUUGAAGAAUCAUUGUCAUCAUUCCCAUAAAAAUGAGACUAUGACAGUAGUAACAACAAACACAGGAGAAGUUUUGCAAGUUCCUUCAACCCAGCUAACAUCAUCUGACAUCAUUAAUGGACCGAUAUCUCAAAAGAAUCGAACAAGCAAUGACAGUGAAGGAUCCUCACAGGUAGGUGGCACAGUAGUGACCUCUUCAAGUUCUCCUCAGGUUGCUGUAACUGGUCAGGUUAUCAAAGGAGGAUCAGCAGUGGUACAAAAGGGAUCAACAAACAUACCAAGUAUCAAUUUGUCAGGAUUAGUUGCAGCGGGUGGUGGUAAAAUUGCAUUUAAAGCAUUAUCGAAUGGACAGUUGUUAUUGUCACAACCACUGGAGGGAAAGUUAGCAUCUCUCAUUAAAGCAGAUACAGGUUUUGAAAAUUCAUCUGAUGAGAACAGAAGUAAUAUUUUGACUCUAAAACAAGAUGGAUACCAGCAACUUGAACUGAAAAAGCUGGCCUUUCCUAUAACUUCCAAAACUUCACAACAUCUUGCUGUAACAACAUCAACUCUUUCAGUGGCAGUCCCAGCAAAUUCUUUUAAUUCACUCAAAACUCCACAGAAAACUAUGGCAUCAACCUUUCUAGCACGGCCACUUAAAACUGAAAUCUCUUCAAAUUUGCCUAGUAUUACUACAGGGUUAGAGUCCCUUGAUAGCCAGUCGGAUAACAGUAAACUAAAUGGGCAAGGAGUUAUUCUGGGUGUGACCAUGGAAGAGGGAACUCUUAUUGAUGAUGGUGAUGAAACACUGUCUGAAUUAUCUGUGAUUGAUUAAAAAUGUCAAAACUGGGUAGUAAUAGCCUUAUUUACAUAGUCUCAUUUUUAGAGUUAUGUAUAGCAUUGAAACUAUGAAAAAUAAUAUUCCACUGUUAUUGGUGAAGCUUCAAGUGAUAGAAAAUAUUUUAUCAAAUAUGAUUUCGUUAUACUGCUUUUGUGUAGUUUUGUUUUUUGGAGUGGAAAUGGAGACAAUGUAUAUUUAUGUAUUAUUUGUACAUAUUCAUUGAUAUAUUUAAAAAUGUAUAUAUAUAUAUAUACUACUAUUCUUAUGCUUCAUGCAUAUACUGUACAUACAGUACCAUAUUUUGUAAGUUUAGUAUAUGCAUGUUAUUUAAAAUACUACAGUAUGUUGAAUAUGCUGUGAAGGGUGUUUUGAAGUACAUUACAAUAUGUCCAUUUAAUAUUGUCACCCGUGUAAUGUUCCUUAUGCUACAAAUUUAUUUGAUCAUCUCAACUUUACUUCACAGUCACAAAUGAUAUGUACAUUUUUGGAGUAAGUUACAGCUGUACAAGUAGAUGAUAAAUUUGCCUUUAUGAACUGUAGAUGUUAAAUAUUGUAGGUCUAUUAAAAAGGGUGCCUUGAGAUACGUGUAAAAAAAAAAAAAAAAAAAGACCUGCAUGGUGCAUAUUAUAGUAUUCAUUACUUUCUACUUUGAGCUUUAUAAAAGGAAUGACUGAGAUGUUAUAAAAGGAAUGACUCAGGAGAUGUUAUGAGAGAAUAUUAGUUGUAUACAUGUUUGUAUACAUGUUUACUGGGUGGAGUAUGUGCAUUUCUUUGUUGCAAAAAUGGUUAUUUUCUCAGUAAAAGAAUACAGUACAUGCAUUUUGUUAUAAAAAUUACAGGAUAAAACUUUUCAGUGUUUUAGGAACAAUAUAUUACCAUCCAUUUUAAAAUCUGGUUAUUUGAUAUGUACAGUAGUACUGUGUAUGUUAAUGGAUUCUAAUAUGUUGUAUGAUACUGUAUUCUAAUACUAGUAACCGAAAGAAAUGGAUGUGAAAUGAAAUGUAAAUCUUAACUUUGAGCAAAAGAUUAAGUGAAGCAGAUUCUUGUAGAAAUUAUAUCUUUUAGAUUUUUUCAAGACCAAAUGUAUUGCAAUCCACUUUAGGAUAUACAUGAUGGUUGAAAGAAAUAUGUAGUAAAUAUUUGCGUGAUUGACUGUUGGUGGAAAUUAACUUUUGUUUUCAGUGGAUAUAAUAUUGGUAUUUUAAUAAGAAAAGAAAUUUAUCUUCUGAUUGAGGCAGUAUUUGAUUCAUUGUUGAUUAAAUUGAUUAGUACAUAUAGUAUCUAUUUUUACUCUUGAAAUUUAGAAAGGUCACAAAGCUCAGACUUUUAUGUAUGUUAUUUCAGACAGACCAGAUAUAUGAUGUUUGAUAAAUCAAGUACUUUACUUUCGGUUGUUGCUCUCUUUGUUAUUCCCCGUAAAUGUAACCCUACAUCUUUGUAUGAAUUGGGUAAGGAGGGGGUUGUUGAUGGUAUAGUUGAAUUGCAGUGAAGGAGUUUAUUUAUGACUAAACAGAUCAGGCUCUAAACUGGUUUUUUGUUAUUCGGGAAAAAUCAUUUAAUGUGUACUCUUACAGUCUCCUAAAAGUUAAUCCUGAGAAAAUCUUUAUUCUUAUAUAGUAUACCAAAUACUGUAUGACUGGAAAUUGCUUCUCUCAAAGUACUAUUUGAAGUUUAUUACCGCUAUAAUUGAAUGCUAUGGGGAUUUGUAUUGGUUGAUUGGUGGGUUAUGAACCGAGUAUGAAAAAAUUACAUUUUAAACUUAAAUUUACUUAAGACUAUGUGAUUCAUACAUAUUUUUAUGUUAAAAACAAACUCCUAAAGGCUGAAAAUUAAAAAAAAAUUAUAUUUGGAGGAUAUUGACCAUGUUAAUUUUUUUAAGUACAGUAUGCAAUGUAUAUCCUCAAACAUUAGUAUAUGUCCUAGCUUACAAUAGUACUGCGUAAACCACAAGAACUCGACACCCAUUGUGUGUUUGGGUACAAUGUUUGCUUUUGCAGUAAUCUGGGUCAGCUUUAGACCAAAUUCCAUCGAAAGUAGGCUCCAAUAAAGAAAGCUGAUAUUUUGAUGGUGUUGAAACUCCCAAAAUGCAAAUACAUUAUUUUGACAGUUUCACAUGGAAAGCUAGGAAACUCCUAUAGUAUGUGCAUAUUUUGUGAUAUAAUGAUACUAACCGAUAAAGCAGAUUCCCCUCUAUCUUGCAUAUAAAAUAUUUCUAUAUGGUGAUAUUAUAUAUAUAUUUUUUGUGUUCAGUGGAUUAAAGUAAAAAACAACUGACAUAUACUGUAAACUACUGCCAUCUGCUGGAAAGUACAGGAAAUCAUAGUAGUUUAUGAACAGAUGUUAUCAGAUAACUUAUAUAAUAUAAUCUUGCUUGUAACUAAGCUUUCAAAAGAUCAGUUAAUUUAUCAUGUUUCCAGGCAUAUUUAUUAUAUGUUGGCUUUAUACCACUCUAUAUGUUGUAAUAUUAUAAUCAAACAAACUUGAAAGCAAAGGCAACCAAAAUUAGACCUAAAUCUUUAAAGAUGCAUAUGAAAAUGACCAUUUCCAAAUUUGCAAUUUAAUGUUGCAUUACAUCAACAAAACAAACAGGAGGUAAGCCUCUCUUGAAAUGUGAUGAUUUCUGCUUGUUUAGUAGGCAUUACCAAGGUGCAUAAUUUACCAAUUCUUAAAUUGUGUGAUCCUAACAGUUAAUCAAUAAGGAGUAUGAAAUUUUAUUACUAUUUGGAAAAGUAAUAAAAGGUAGAAAAGGCUGCAGACACAUGUAAAUGAGGAAGAUGGGAUUUUCGUUUUUAUCUAAUUAAACUUUGUUAAUACCUGAUGAUAUGAGUAUCAGUUAGCCUAUAUUCUGUGUUCACAAAGGCAGUGAUGUAAUAGUGUGUCCCGAACAAACAUUAUGCUAGAUAUCUAGCAACCAGAGAAAAUACUAUUUUGCAAUGACAUCCAUUAAAUAGUUUAAUAUGCACAGAGAUAUUACUUCGUGUUAUAUCUUAGGACACAGAAAGGACUGAUGUGGAAGCAUAUUUUGAGUGAAAAACAAACAUUUGGCAACAUUUUUGGUAAAAUGUUUUGACUUACUAAACCAAAGCUCCCAUGAAUUGUGUGUUUACCAGCAGGUGGCAGUUGUGAGUAGUAUAAUCCUACCUCUUAAUUCUGGCACUCUAAGUUGCACAACUCCCAUGAUCUGGGAUUUUUUUGAAUCAGUCUCCAUUGAGCUGCUAUGAGGGCAGUGCCACAUGUUGUUUCAGUUUUUGGAUUUUUCUGGAUUUUGGAAUUGAAGCACAAUGCAUUUCCAACUAAAUCAUUCUGUGAAACUAAAAACAAAAUAUAUACAGCAUACAAAAGAACCAUAAUUUGCAUGUAUACUUGUGUAUCAGCCGAUCUCGCAUAUCAUCCGAGCAUUUAAAUUUAAUCCUAAAACAUAACUUCAUCAUAAACGUCUUGUAUAGUGAGAAAUGUAUAGUUUAAGUAGAUUACUCUAGGCUAGGUUUUCUAUGCCUGCCUCAGUUUUAGAAGAUACCAUUGAUAAUGCAUAUUAUAGCCAACCCCCACUUAUUUGCGGUUCAGCAUCGUGGCUUCAGUUAUUCGUUGAUUUUUCUGUGGAAUAUGUCCACAUUAUUCGCAGAAAAUUUGCCUAUUCACGGAUUUUUUCAUACAACAGUUAGUGUAUUUUUAUAUUUCAUACAAUCGACUUACCUGUCAGAUAUAUACAUAGCUAAGACUCCGUCGUCCCAGCUAUGUAUAUAUCUGCCAGGUAAGUAUGUAUGAAACUUUAUUGUAUCAUAACAAUAUCAUUUUUCGUGACUAAAUGUUUUAGGAUGAUAGUUUAAGGUAUAUUUGGUGUUUGAACUAUUAAAACACUAUCCUCACUAUCCCUGAAAGUAUCCCUACCAUCCCUGAAAAUCAGAAACUCGGAAGCCUGGUCUGAAUUUAUUUUACUUGACUCUUGGUUGGUUAUUUAUGAACAUUCUGACAUUUUCAAGAAAUUUUUUUUAAAUACAGUAUACUGCCAUUCCAUGUAAUUACAUAAAUGUUGGGAACCUAAAAUGCCUGUAAUUCAUAAUUUUAUUAGUAGUAUAUUUGUUUCAUUUUCAUAUUCUUAUUAUGUUUAAGAUACUAAUUUUGGGUAGUCAUUUCAAGUGUAAUUUGUUUCCAGCCUUUUUAAAGUAAACCGUUGGUUUUCGAUAGAUUUUUCUAUAGACAUUGUAGAGAACAUUAUUGCUUGUUUUGAUGAUUAGUAGUAUUCUCUAAUCCAUUUUCCCCUUUUGGUAAAUGAACACUUGAAUAGAGGAAAAUCUUUCAUCAUUUUAUCUGUCUUUGGUUACUUAGAUGUAAAAUUAUUGAGAGAAACAUUUUGAAAAUAACUGAAGUGAAUUGUGUGAAUUGAUGUUUAAAAUUAAGCAUCUGGUUGUUAGCUGCUCAUUUUAUAAAUCACAUUAAAAAUUGUGUAUUCUUUGUCAUUAGUGAGUUGCAAAUGAAAGAUUAUUGUACUCUGAAGUGUAGUGAGAUGCUGCAGAGAAAGUAGUAAUGAAUAACUGUUUGGUCAUUUAUUAGCAGGCCAUAGAUUUUCCCUGUAUAUUUGGUAUUGUAUUGUUGUAAUAUAUUGUACAGUUAGUGUUUAGGGAUUAAAUCUUUUACUGUAUUGGUGUGGAACAAGCUGAAAAGAAAUUCUGCAGAAGAAUUUUGUACAGAUUGAUGUACCAAAAUUUUUAUUACUAGAAAUUUUUAUUUCCACCAACUAAAUUUCAUGUCAAGGAGGAAAGACCUUUUAAAUAUUUAAGUAGAUUCAUAAAUGCUAUUCAAGUAUUAUUGGUAUCUGACCAUUUCUUGUUUUCUAGUCUCAAAUUGUUCUGCUUGCAUUUGUUAAGAAAUGCAAAUUAGUUUGUAAGCCAUUACAGUUGUUAACUAUCAAGUUGCACUAAUUAUUCAUUGUUACUGUUCUAGUUAACAUAAUUAGGUGACAGUUUGUUGUAAGUAUUCUCCCCUGGGAGUCACAAAAAUGUACCUGGAAGUUCAGAGAUUUUCUCCAUCCACAGUAACCUUGUAAGUAAACAAACUUCACUCAUUUUUCACAUGACUGAUAUUUGCAAAAAAUUGACCAUGGUUUGUUAUUCUUUAUUGUGUCAUAAGUAGAAUUGGUUUAUUGCUACACAGAUGAACCUUGAAGUAAGGGACAAUGGGCACUUGAAAUUCUUGUAGAAUGAAAAAGUAGAAAUCACUUAUUAGGUGAUUUUGCAAUUCGUUAACUUAAUCAUUUGUGUCAUGGUUUAGUAGUGAGUAUCCUUACAGUAUUUAUUAAGAUACUGAUGUCUCUGAAGCCUUGAGCUGAAAUUAAUCUUUUGAUAAUAUUGUUCUGUCAUAACAUGUUGACUGUAAAUACCAUGUGUGGUGUCUUCAUCACUGCAGGUAUUAUUGCUGGUACCCUUUGGAUUUAAAAUAUUGCAAACCACAGAAGUAGUAUAUUCACUGUGAUAAUACCAUCCUUAUUGCCUUUAGAACUUGGCCUUCCUGUCGAGUUCAUAUGUUUCUUGACAAGGAAGAUGAAAGCACAGUAGAUUCAAGAGAAGUAUUUUUUUUCUUUCUUUCUCUACAAUACGUAAUUACAACUUCACAUCAUAUUGUACUACUUUGCUUCUAUUAAGAUUUGUUGGGUAAUUUUGAAAACUUGAUUCUUUAUCCUGUUAACACCAUUGCUUUCAAGUAGCCUUGGUGAUCCACCUUGUUUGUUCAGGAAACUAAAGAUACUUAAUUUUUAUUGUUGCAUUUUACCCAGAGUAGUUCUGUAGUUAUUGGGCAGAUUGAAGCUGUCAGAGGCAUCACGUGUUGGCUCGGUACGGUUUAGAAAAUUUUUUUCUUAAUCUUUGAAGGCUGGACAAUUUUUAAUGAACAAAAAAUGAAAUUUAUUGGAAAUAAAUCUUGUGAAGCAGCUUGUCGGAAUCUUCAACAUUUUCAUGUUAUGUAAUCAUUGAAGUUGUCACAAGUUGCAGUUAAUGAAAUAAGAUCUAAUUUAUUCAAUUAAAACAAACUAGGAGAUAGUUUAAGUAUAAUUAAUUGUUGAUAAUAAUAUAAUGGUUAGGUUGAACAAGCUAUUGUGAGUGACACAUUCCAACUUUGCUGUUAUGGAAUGAUAUUCCUGACCAGAAAUUUCAAGAAGCUCGUGCAGACUGAUUUUUAGUGUAUUUUCUGAGUUUUGUGUACCGGACAAUACAGUUAGUCAUUGUGUAAAAAAAACGUACUGUAUGUCAAUAUGAUCUUGAGAUGUUUGUAUAUGAAACCUAUGAUCAUUUUUAAUAGAGUAUGAAACAGAAAACUUAGUGUCUAAUUGUUUUUUGGUACUUCAAACCAAGACUUAGUGGGCAAUCAGAAAUUAACAAAGCAAAUGUUAUGGGGAUGUAUGAAGUCUUUCAGAUCAUCAUACUACUCUGGUUGGCUUGGUCAAUACUGAAAGAACACGUUAUUCUUCUAAUUGUAUUUUGGUACUGAAUAACAUAUGGUUCCAGUGCCAGGUUGUUAGGCAAGCCAUUCAUCAAUCAACUAAUUCACCAUCAUUUCUCAGAAGAAUGCAAUUCAGAGGGAGCUAAUGUAUUUUCUGUCUUUGAAUCAAGUUCCACCAGAAGGGACACCAUUUAACAACUGAUCACCUUGAAGGAAUGUUUAUGGUUCUUCAGGCAAUAUGUUACUAUGUAGUUAUGCAAACAUGGAAAAGUAGAGUUGUUAUUGUCUGUCUUAAGACCACCUAAAUUUUAAGACAGUCUCUUUAUCAUCCAACUGCAGCUCAAAAUUAAGUCUUUAUGUUGCCUGGCACAUUACCAGAAUAAAUAAAACCAACUACCUACAUCUUGAUCAAACCUGGCCAUUCCUGUUAGUGAUUAGUUAACAUUUUUUACACCCAUCAUUUGUAACACAAAACAGACUUAAGGAAUAACAUAUCUAAUAACUGAAAAAGUCAUACCCAUGUGUGGAUUGUGAAAUUUAUCAUACCACGAAGAGCAUUCCAUUGAAGUAAUUUUAUCUUGUAUUUGACUUUGUCACACCUUGGAUAGUUAAGAAAUGGCUUACAACCCAGUUCCUGUAUGCAGAGAAUGUAGGGCAGCAACAACCGUUAAAUAUAUCGCAUGCAAGUUUCUUAGCUGCAGCCAGCAGCUAAUAUCAAGGUUUGGAAAUAAAUUGGUUAAGGAAGUCAUCAUUGUCAGUUAGGUAAAUUUUUAAAGACCAGCAAAUACUAGAUAAAAUGUAAAUUAUAUUAAAUAAAAAAAAAUUCAAGCCAGCACUAUUGGCUUUAGAAAUUUAACCUGUUUCUCUGGUUAAACUGUUUAAUAACAAUAAUAAAUAACAAUAAUCUUAACCAGUUUGUUAGAAUACAAACCCUAAUAAGCUGUUUUGCUCUAACAGAUGACCUUAGAAUUGAUUAAACUACUGGCAUGCAGGAGGAGUGCCACCCUACUCAUGUUUACGCCAUUUUUUUUGUCUUGCUACAAAUCGGAUGAAUUUAUGACCUAAAGUGUAAUCUUGCAUUUGUUUCCUGUUUUUUGUUCUUGCUAUCCUUUUUUAUCUCCAUCAUCCUGCAUAGUAACAUGAUUGUUACCGUUGCAGUAUCCCUUUUCUUUUUAUGAGUACUUUAAUUAUUAUUUUCAUGUACUCUGUUUUUAACAUUGCUUAUAUCUGCCACUUCAUUGCCUGACAGUAUGUACGUAGUCUGGGCAUAGUACAUGUAUUUCACAUUAAUUGUCUGCUGAUUGUCUUUUUUUGUAUUUUCUGCUUGGUGUAAAAUAAGACCCAUUUUGCUUUUAUUUUUUGUUUUACUUUGAAUUUACACUUUCUUGACUUUGCAUACAGCGAUGUAUUGCUGUACUAUUUCUUAUUCAUAAUUUAAGAUUCGUAUGAGGCAUGUACGGCUUUUAUUAUGAAUAUUUUAGGAGAAAAAUAUUUUGAGGCAUUUUGUCUUGAGAAUGAAAUCCUUUGCUUUUUGCCUUUUAGUCAGAUGUUUAGCAAUCUAUUUCGUUCUAUGCAUGCACAGGUAAUUGUGCUUCAACUAUUAUGCUUUGCAUUUAUAUAUGUAGUUGACACCAUUUUUUUCCCAUGCUAGUACAGAUUUCAUCUAUGGAAAAUUCUCAGAAUAACUAGUACCAAGUUACUUUCAAAGAGUUGUCUUUCUGCUUUUGCAAUCUUCACAUAUAUGUUUUAAUCACUAAGUAAACACUUUUACAGGUUUGAUUUUCAUGCGGUUUGCAUUAUUUAGAAGCUGGUUUUAUACUUCAAUUAGAGGCCUCCCUUCCAACACUGCACAUUUAUUUUAAUUCUUAUGCUGUUUGUUUAUGGGCAGAUCUAAAAAAUGUUGUCUGUCUGUCAGUCCUGCACAUUGGAUUCAUCGGAGAGCAGAAGAAUGGUGAUCUAGGCCAAAUGAUGAGUGACAUCUUCUCUCUUUGGAUGUUAUUCCUUUGACUCCAUCUGUUGAUUACAGUAGUUGAGACUUAUCUGCUUUCUCUGUCACGUAAAGCAUGUGUAAAAUAAAGGUUUGUAUGCUAGGAAAUGGUAAUUUUACUACAUCUUUAAACACAGAGAUAACUUCUUAAAUGGGAAGCAAACUUCUUAAAUGGGAAGCAAUCAUAGUAAGUUAAUUGAAGACACAUAUCUUGGCUUUCAGAACUAUAUUACAGUGACUCAUUGGCUAUGUAUUGAUAAUUCAUGGGUUUGUUUUGCUGCAGGCAUUAAAACUUAAAAAAAAAAAAUUACAGUUUAUCUCUUGAAUUCAGAGACCGUAAUAGAAGUUAUGAGAUCUUAUGUUUGUUCAUUGACAUUCCUUAAACUGUAGAUUGUAUACUGUGCAUUUAUUCUGUAACAGGAGUCUUUAAUUUGGUAGAAUUCAGAGUUCUCCCAUGAAAAAUAAAGGAAUAUAAAAAAACCCAGUUAAUGAUUAUAGUGAAUGAGGGUGUCAUACGUUUCGAACUGCACCCAUAAUUCUUAGCUGAUGUAUGCAUGAUUAGAUGGAUGCCCUUUGUUCCCAUCUGAUGGGCACUUUAGAAAUUUUAAAGCCACAGGCAGCUUUUGAUUUAUCCUCAAUUACUUUAUACUGUAAUACUUUUUAUUACGUAUUAGCAUGGCGGUUUUGAAAAACAUGCAUUUGUAUCUUGCUUUAGUAUGUUAUUGUACCAUGUACAUAAUUAUGUUGUAUAAAACCACCGUAAAAAAAAAUUUUCUGUCCUUUUUUGUAAAGUUGAAAGAUUAUAAAUAGCAAGUUCCAUGUUUUUUGUUAACGAUUAUUUCAUUAUAUGGGAUGUGUAUUGUUACUGUCGUAUAGUAUUUAUUAUUUUCACUACAUGGAUAUAAUUUGUAUGAGGCAUUAUACUCAAAUCUAGUCAAGUUUGUUCAUUAAUGGCUUUAAUUCUUGUAUUUUCAUUAAGUACAUUUGUAAACAUUAAGCCUUAUGUAAAUAAAAAGUUAUGUCAUA
This is a messenger RNA of Macrobrachium nipponense, 11051 nucleotides long. RefSeq lists its product as uncharacterized. The transcript is spliced from 6 exons. Bases 26 to 1600 code for a protein of 524 amino acids. The record is from RefSeq and is a predicted model, not a curated record. Gene Ontology annotation, cellular component: nucleus. Lineage: Eukaryota; Metazoa; Arthropoda; Malacostraca; Decapoda; Palaemonidae.